Scheffersomyces stipitis CBS 6054 is the source of this 1656-nucleotide messenger RNA. RefSeq names its product putative hydrolase. Gene Ontology annotation, molecular function: monoacylglycerol lipase activity. The record is from RefSeq and is a predicted model, not a curated record. The coding region runs from base 1 to 1656 and encodes 551 amino acids. Lineage: Eukaryota; Fungi; Ascomycota; Pichiomycetes; Serinales; Debaryomycetaceae. The transcript is spliced from 2 exons.
AUGCUGCUGUCGUCUUCUACACUUCGUGUAACUCCGCCCAAGGAGGAGCAGAGUGCACAUCUUUUUGUGCUAGUUCACGGAUUAUGGGGCAGUCCAAAUCACAUGUUGACCAUCGAAAGGUUGGUUAAAGACAUGUUGCCGCUGGUUUCGGCGGAGAAAGUCGUCACUUUGAAGCCGUCGAGUUUUCGGUUCUGGAAAACAUAUGAUGGGCUUGAAAGAAAUGCCCGACUGGUGAUCUCCGAGAUUUUCUACGAGAUUGAGACUCUCAAGCAGAAGAACAACUACAAUGUCACUAAGAUUUCAUUUGUAGGCUAUUCGCUUGGCGGACUUAUUUCGCGGUACUUGAUUGGACUUUUGGAGGAAAUGGACUUCUUUGCAACUGUCAAGCCUAUCUUCUUUUCGACUUACGCUACUCCUCAUGUUGGUAUAGAGUUCUUUGCUAACAACAUCUUUGACAACACAGCCAACGCUGUGGGUCCAUACCUUUUUGGACCUUCGGGUCGCCAAAUGUUUGUAGCCGAUACCGAUAAAGCUCUCCGUGAAAUGGCUGAUCCAAACAAAAAGUUCUAUCUCGGAUUGGCAAAAUUCGAGAAGCAUAUUCUCCUAGCCAACGUAAAAAAUGAUCGUACCGUAGCCUUUUUCACUUCUUACAUCACCGAGUACUCGCCCUUUGACGACUGGAAGGUUGUCAAAAUCAAAUACUUGAAGAACUUGCCCCAUUUGCUGGUGGGAGACGUUCAUGUCAGACCGAAAUUCGUCGAUUUGACAAGAACGCAUCAGCUUUCACCUCAAGAUAUCAAGACUUUUGAGGGAAAUAAGCAGGAGGCUAUGACUUUUCUCCAGAAGAAUAAGGUUGCCAAGAUUCUCGCUGUCGCAGCGUUGGCAGCGUUCUUCUUGCCCUUCUGGAUCCCCUUAGUGUUGAUCACCAGUUUGUACGUUUCUGUCUACAGUCUGAUCAAGGUCCGGUUCUUGUCGUUACCGGAAGUUGAAAAGCAUUGGAACACGCUCAAAGACACCGUGUACGGUAACUCGCCUGUAGAUCCUAUAGAUGUUCAGAUUGGUACGGAGCAACGUAAGAGACGAGCACAGUUGAUUCACCAGGAGUCUUUUAAGGGAGAUACCUCGCUGAUCACCGGCAAUGCCAUGGAAAACAUCAUGUAUGCGGAAGAAAGGUUUGUAGGAAAAAAUGGGGAUAUCAAGGAAGACGAAGAAGGCGAUAGUGAGAACUCUAACAACACUAUCACCGAGAACUCGGCCAAUGGUUCUCCUGUUAAAGACGAAGAUGAGCUUGUUUCAGACAAGAACAAGAAGAGGUUGGUAUCUGUGAGUCUAGAAUUGAACGACGAAGCUGCCAGGUUACAUCUAGCUACCUUGAAGGUUAAGGAUGUAGAGAAAUUUCCGCUUUUCAACAGCAAGACAAAGUUAGAAAUGGGUCCUGAUAAGAAGUUUAUCAUUGACUCGUUAAAUCGGCUCGAUUGGAUCAAGGUGCCAGUAUAUUUGGACUGCUGGAAUGCUCAUGAUGGUAUAGUCAGUCGUAAGGGCCCUACUUCCAACGCAAAAGGAGUGUCUAAUAUCGUUAUCUGGUGCUCACUAUUACGGGAGCAUCUCAAAAGUACGAUGGUUAGACUGUCCAGUAAACCUACAGAUGAUAUAUAG